GGGAACGGAACGGCUGAGCUUCUGCCAACCAAUUUGAUUUGCGCUUGUCUUACCUUCUGUGGACUUGACAUUGGUCAGUAGCAUAUGUGCGACCAGCCUGGCGAGCCUGCAGGUGCUGCUGCCAGACUUGGCCGGCAACAAUGGCGCGCUCCAGCCCUGACCGAAGUCGUGGGCCGACUCAAAGCCAGGUUGCGAGACGACUGCAUGCGGCAAGCUCGGCAGCGGCGUGAGGAGCUCAAGCAGCGGAGCCGCGCCUCGGCUCUUGGGGGCUGCGAGGCAUCGCCGUUGCUGGCGCCCGUUCCGGCGCAGGUUGCGGCCCCCGGUGCGGCCGCGUCCAUCGUGGCCCGGGACCUCCAGGCGGCGCUGGCUGCUGCGGACGUGCGGCAGCUGCUGGCGGCGGAGGCGGCGGCCAUGAUGGCCACCGGGGCAGCAACUGGGCCAGCUGGGGCGGAGGCGCGGCCAGGAGACGGCGCAGGGGUAGCGGCAGUGGGCCCCGGGCCCACAGUGCAGGCGGUCCUGUACCCGCCCGCCGCACAGGCGCCUGAGCCGCCCGGCCCCGGACCCGCAGCCGCGUUCCAGUCGCCCCAGCCGCCGCUGCCGGCCUUCGGCGCAGCAGCUCAGUGCCAACAACCACAACCGCACCAGCAACUGCAACCGCAACCGCUCAGCAGCCCUGCACUGGCCUUUCGCCAGGGCUUUGCCACGCCUGGCGGCGCUGGCCACCACGCCUCACACCCGUCACCCUACCAGCACCAGCGGCAGCCGCCCUCCGCGGUCACGCCUGCCCCCGGGCUCGCGCCCGCCCCCGGGCUCGCGCCCGCCCCGCCCGACCCCUGGGACGACCCCUUCUUCACGGGCGAGGACGGCCAGCCGCACCCCGAGGGCGAGGGCGAGGGCCAGCAGGGGCAGCAGGGGCAGGGGGGGCCAGCGGCGGAAGGAGGGCGGCAGUUGCAGUGGCAGGGCCCGGGUGGGCUGUGCGGAGCGCUGGGGCUGCUGCCGCCCGGGGGCCUGACUGGCGGCUGGGGCGGCGGCGGCUGGAGUGAGGCUGAGCUGGCGGCUGCGGAGGCGGAGGUGCGGCUGGCGGUGUAUGCGGCCAUUGCGGAGCAGCUGCAGGCUCUGGAGGAGGAGGAGGCGGCCUACCUGCAGGCGGCGGCGCUGGCGGCGCAGGAGCAGGAGGCGCAGGAGCGGGCGGAGCAGCAGCAGCAGCAGCCGUUUGGCGGCCCCAUGCCCAUGCCCGGUGGCGCCACUGGCGGUGGCGGCAGCAGCCCGGGCGCUGGGACGGCCUCGGGCUCUGGGGCGGUGCUGUGCCCAGUGUGCGGCGGCGCGGCGCUGGUGGCGGUGUCGGGCGUGAUCGCCUGCCCGGCUGAGCGCUGGCAGCUGGACUGCAGGCAGGAGGGGCUGGGGCUGGGCCACCUCAGGCAGCGGCUGGCGGCGGCAUUCGAGGAGCACCACGCCAGCGGCUGCCGCGGCGCCCUGCGCUUCUGGGUGGAGGGCGGCGGCGUGUGCGGAGGCGGAGGCGGAGGCGGACGCAGUGGUGGGGGUGGCUCCCGCACACCCGCGCUGCCGGCGGGGGAGGCGGGCAUGGGCGGGGGCGCUGAAAACAUGGACGCAGAGUGCAGUGGAGGGGUUGGGGGCGGACCUGGGGGUGGAGCCGAGGGCGGCGGUGACCUGUUGGCUGCGUUGAGGCUGGCUGGGGCGGGGCCGGGGCCGGGGCUGGGUGCUGUGCUGGGGCCGUGCAUGAUGGCGGCGUGCGACAGCUGCGGCCGCCUGAGCGUCGUGAUGUGACGUGAUGUGAGGCGAUGUGAGGCGCUGCAACGUGAGGGGCAGCCGGGCACACGCCCCCCGCAAUCAUACGGUAAACCGAUGAAUGUAAUACCAGUCACCA
Chlamydomonas reinhardtii is the source of this 1885-nucleotide messenger RNA. RefSeq lists its product as uncharacterized. Bases 205 to 1785 code for a protein of 526 amino acids. NCBI's taxonomy places the organism in Eukaryota, Viridiplantae, Chlorophyta, Chlorophyceae, Chlamydomonadales, Chlamydomonadaceae. The record is from RefSeq and is a predicted model, not a curated record. The transcript has 5 exons.